UCCUUGAUCGCACGACGGUGUGGUCAGAACUUAACUUGUUGCCUCGUGGGCUCUCAUUACUAAACUUCGGGCGAUCUGAAACCGAGGCUUCUCCGGCGACAGAGAUCCGUGCGAGCAUCCCUUGUACUCUUAUUGUACAUACCAUACUUUGUCAUUCCUGUAGGCGAGGCCACACAAUAUCAUUACGUCGGCAGUCGCUAGGACUGCGGGACGGGAGUAUAUCAAGUAACCUGAAGUCUGAUGGCGGCCUGGCAGUGAUGCAUUGAUGUUCGAAGCAUUGCCAGCGCUUGAAAAGCAGAUCAGUAUAAAGACAAUUGAAUCAAACGGCAUACGAGCACUGUUCACCACACGAUCAUCGAUUUCUACUCAACAUGUCAGACACCGGAUUUUCACAAAUUAUCCAUCAUCCUCAGUAUUUCAUUCCCACGGGGGACACUGAGUUUUUAGCGCAAAACGUGCUUUUCAAAGUACAUCGUUAUUUCUUCGAGCGCGAGCCAAGCUCUUUCAGAGAGAUAUUUUCCGAUAAUGUUGCUCACACCAAGCCUUAUACGUUGGAUGUUAAACCCGAAGAUUUUGCCCACUUCCUAGACUUCGAAUACGAGAACCAGCCGCUUGAGAAGUGGCUGGUGAUCUUAAGACUCGCAACACGGUGGGGCUUCGGCAGGGUGCGGAAGCUGGUCGUCCGCCAGCUCGAGAAACUCGACCUACAACCUAUCGACAAGAUCAAGAUCUAUUCCGACUUCAGGAUCGAUGCCCAGCUUCUGAUACCAUCAUACUCGACAUUGGCAAAGAGCCCCACGCUCCCUCCUCUUUCGGAGGCUGCAAAGCUUGACAUCGAAACGAUUCUCAAGCUCACCAUGGUGAGGGAAAGGGCGUUGCAGAAAGCAGCAGAGGAUGGAUGCCGUUCUCCAACGAGUGCGAGCGCCGGGGAUGGAGAUGUCAAAAGAUUCAUAUGCGAAAUUUUCGGCCUCCCCAACGUGACCAGCGCCUCAACGACUGAGCUACCAGGGACUGCUGCUGAUGGAGGUUCCGUAGGUGGGGUCAAUGACACCACGGGAAGCUCGGUUCCGACAUUGCAGAAUCCCGCUCCAGCGAAGAAGAAGAAGAAUGCCAACACAAAUGGCACCUCCAACACGGUAAGUGGCUGUCGUACGUUCAAACUCUACGUUUUCUGAGUCUGCAUAGAAUGGUCAGCACGCAAAUGGAAGGGCACCCCCCUCCUAGGGUACGCUGCGUGACAUUUUUUUGACACUGGGCUUCUCUCGUUGAUUCACAAUACGAUCAUUCGUUCAGGUAUCAGAAUAUGCGCUCGCAGUAGAAAACAAUCCUACGAGAUUUUGUCCAUACGGGUGAAGGGGAGAAGUUCGUGUAGGCGCACAUGUACUCUGUAGAUUUAUUGGUCCGGUAUAUAUUGUGUGUACAGGUAGAAGACGCUUGAACGAUGCUCACCAAAUAAGGGGUUCGAAAUUUGUAUUUUAACGCUCUGCCUCGAUUUCCUUCCGUACUUGGCGGACCAGUCAGCUGGAUGU
Molecule: messenger RNA, 1529 nt
Organism: Suillus subaureus
Lineage: Eukaryota; Fungi; Basidiomycota; Agaricomycetes; Boletales; Suillaceae
Exons: 3
Coding region: 372-1175 (267 amino acids)
Molecular function (GO): protein binding
Source: RefSeq, a predicted model, not a curated record